AUGGCAGACAGGAGGCCAUCAGGUCCUCCGGACCCUCCUGAUCCUAAGAGAUCUCAGAAGAAAGACCCUCCUGCAGAGCCCGCUCCCUCUCCACAGGCUCCUCACCAAACUGGAAUUAGGGAUUUCUUCAAGUCAAGCACUACCUCGAUACCCAGUGAGCGCACGCCAUCUCGGCAGCGCGCCCCGUCAAGCACAUCCUCGUCAGGAAGAGGGAUCCAGAGUUUCUUCCAGCCAACGUCGACACCCGCCCCAUCCCAGCAGCGCGCGCACUCUGGGGGUGCUCUUCCGGCUUCUUCAAGUCGCCCAGACCUCAACAGAGAUGACUCUGUCCGAAGAUCCGACGUCCCUCAAGGCCGUCCUCGGGCCCCGACUGUAGAGUCUCUUGCCUCUGGAAUGGGGUCUUUGACUACCUUGCCGUCCUCAGGUAGCCACUCAAGACUUCCUACAGACAGACCAAUAGGAUCCCCACAGCCCCUGCGAUCACGGGCUAACACUCUCAGUUCCCAACCAUCGGUCCAUGGCUCUCCUCGACCCAUUCCUGAUUCACCCCUGGUGCCUAGAUCAACUGCUCCCACUCCCGGCUCGCCUUCUCUGGGAAGAGGAAGAGGUAGCCCUCUAGUGCCAAGCGCGACUACUUCUGGGUCACCCUCUGACCUUUAUCCUGGUUCCCCUUUCACUUUUCCUUUUUUUUUUUCG
Molecule: messenger RNA, 696 nt
Organism: Fusarium graminearum PH-1
Lineage: Eukaryota; Fungi; Ascomycota; Sordariomycetes; Hypocreales; Nectriaceae
Exons: 1
Source: RefSeq, a predicted model, not a curated record